Rhododendron vialii is the source of this 1052-nucleotide messenger RNA. Its product is annotated as pathogenesis-related thaumatin-like protein 3.5. Bases 129 to 881 code for a protein of 250 amino acids. Gene Ontology annotation, biological process: defense response. The transcript is spliced from 3 exons. Gene Ontology annotation, cellular component: extracellular region. NCBI's taxonomy places the organism in Eukaryota, Viridiplantae, Streptophyta, Magnoliopsida, Ericales, Ericaceae. The record is from RefSeq and is a predicted model, not a curated record.
UGGUACUAUUAACUACCCACAACCCCAGCCACGACAACCCACUCUCUCACAUGUCUCUCCUCCCUCUGCUGUAAAACUGAAUUCUCUCUCUCUCUCUCUCUCUCUCUCUCUCUCUCUCUGUGAAUUCAAUGACUAUGGCGUCUAAGCACAGUGUCUCUCUCCUCCUCCUUGUUCCCCUCGCAUUCUUCUUCCUAGGGUCCACAGUUUCAGCCGCCGUGUUCACGCUUCAGAACCGUUGCACCUACACAGUUUGGCCAGGCACACUUUCCGGCAAUGGCGCCGCCGUCCUUGGAGGCGGCGGCUUCCAAUUGGCACCCGGCGGGUCAAGCGAGUUUCCUGCCCCACCCGGAUGGUCGGGUCGGUUCUGGGCUCGAACUGGCUGCAAGUUCGACCGCUCGGGCAACGGUAGUUGCCUCACCGGCGACUGUGGCGGCCUAAUGUGCGUCGGCGGUGGUGCUCCGCCGGUUACGCUGGUGGAAUUCACCAUCGCCAGCGGCGGCAAGAACGACAAGGACUUCUACGAUGUGAGCCUCGUCGACGGGUACAACGUGGGCAUGGGCGUACGGCCCUCCAGCAACGGUGCCGGCGACUGCCAGUAUGCCGGCUGUGUCGCUGACCUGAACGGAAACUGCCCACAAGAGCUGCAGGUCAUGAGCUCCGGCGCAGUGGUUGCUUGCAAGAGCGCGUGUGAAGCAUUCGACACGCCGGAGUUUUGUUGCACCGGCGACCACGCAACGCCGGGCACUUGUUCGCCGACUCGGUAUUCGGAGAUGUUCAAAAAUGCAUGCCCAACAGCGUAUAGCUAUGCUUACGACGAUGCUUCAAGUACUUGUACUUGUGCCGGGUCCGAUUAUUUGAUCACAUUUUGUCCCACCGGGUAAUAAUUAUGAGUUAUUAUGAUGUCAUCAUUUAAUUAGAGUCAACUCCUAGUUAUGCUUAAUUACUUGUGAGAUUGUUGUUUUGAUGUUUACAAUUGAUUUGGGUUUUGAUGAUUUGUUGUUCAUCAUACAAUAGAUGCUCACUAUUCGUUUAUUAGUACCUCUAUAUUUGCA